AUGUAUACUUCGUUCAUUCGGUUCGCUUCGUGUGAAGACACGAAGUGGCUGCCAUGUUGGAAACCGAGGUAGUAUUCGUAUUGCUGUCGCGUGAAAAAUACAUUUUUAAUCUAGCAUAGAAGCAACACAAAAAAUUAAAAGAAAUAUAUUUUAAUAACUUAAAUGCUAAACAGCAAAGAUCAUUGCCGCGCGUUGGAAGCUCUAUAUUUUGUACACACAUUGGUCAUGCUUCUGUGUUAGUGUCAUUAGUUGUUGCAGAAAAAGAAACAAGAAAUAGCGCGACGCUGCUGUUGCGUCCACUGCGUUUGGCAUAGUUGACUGUGUAUGUGUAUGUAUGUGUGCAUGUGUGUAAAAGAAGAUAUUCCCUGAUUGCAAAUCCCACGUGCGGUGGUAAAAUCGGCUUAAAGUUACCGGUGUUCAGAGGAACCAACAUGAGCAGCACAUCAACAAAUAUCGAUGCCGGCGGCCCUAAAAUGGCAGCGGCAGUUACAACCGCGAAGCCAGCAACACCUUCGCCCUCCCUGAAAGUGUACGACUUUGAUUUUGCGGGCACAAAAUUCGAAAUGGACGCUAGCGUUUCAGAGGAGGAGCGGCGCUUUUAUUUAAAAAUGUAUCCCACCGUGGAUGUGGUCAAUCAGCGGAAGGUCCAUUGCACCGUCUGUCGUUCACAUCUAGGCACAGCACCCAUCACAGAGAGCAACAUCAAAAUGCACCCCAUAUUGCGAGUCACGCACUGUGUCAAGUGCCACGAUUUCUACAACAGCGGCGAAUUUUCCAAGGGAGAAGAUGGCUCUGAGCUGUACUGUCGCUGGUGUGGUCAAGGUGGCGAGGUCUAUUGCUGUUCCACUUGUCCAUUUGUGUUCUGCAAAUCGUGCAUCAUUAAGAACCUCUCACGUGGCGUCAUCGUUGACAUUGAACAGAACGAGAACUGGAACUGUUUUAGAUGUACCCCAAAGAUAUUGUGGCCGCUCCGUGCCCAACAUUGGGCUCUAAUCAAUUACAUUGAGACACAAAAGAAUGGACUGCAAGCGAUGCCGUUGUCUGGUGAUGAGAUGCGGCGUUUGAUGAACAAGGACAGCAGCUCUUGCUGUCGGCUAGCCAAGGCGAAAGCCAAUAGUUUGUCCGACUCAAUGGAGAGCUUAGAAUCGAAUGCGUCUAAGCGUAGCCAUAACAGUUCCAUCACAUCGGUCAAGAAAUAUUCCAAGCCGCAGGGACCGCCAGCGAAACGUCCCAAAUCUUCUAACGAUGAAGUUGUUUGUACACCAGAUCUGCUGAGCAUGUUGGAGCCGGACUGCCAAAUCUCAGUUGCCCAAAAGUCUUCGCCACGCACUGUCUCCGGUGCCCCAUCUGGGACAACUAUCACAACAACACCGCGCAUUACGAGCGUACAGCAGAAUUACACUGGACCCAGUCCCAGUAACAGCGGCAGCAACAACAACAGCAGCAAUGGCAAUUCAUCUGUCGCUCCGCGUAGCAGUUUACCCCCGCCACUCGUAUUGAGCAGCUCGGGCAUGCGUUAUCGCCAAAGCACGCCCAUUUCCAGUCCCGUGGUGCGACGCACCGUAGUGCCCAAUGCGGUGCGUAGUGCUGGACCCGUUUUCCAUACCAUUAACGGAUUUCGGGUCGAUCUUAAUACUGCAGCUCAACAGGACUCCUAUCGCCUGCCCAACGGUCGCCUUAUACAGGUGAAACGUCAAGUACCACUUGGAGGUCAACCGUCGACAUCACUUUCUUCUGCUCCCAUGCCGGUGACACCGCAGGUUAUUAUUCGUCAGCGCUUAGCAGCACCCCAGCGCAUGAUGCACAACAAUCCCAGCUACGGCUCCAACAUCGGCAUCUACAAUCCGCAAACCAAUCCACAGCAACAGCCACGCACUUCACAAAUCGUUCGAGUUAACAAUGGCAGCCAAAUGCAAUCGGUUAACAUGCCAACACCGCCAGCGCCGGCUGCCAAUAGUAAUGGCGGCACAACGAUUAUGAUGACUCCAGCGGCAGCAGCGAAACCACAGCCGACUCUUGUGCGUCAUGUGUUUCCCAACACGUCGAUUGGUACGGCGCGUACUCAGCUGCAAGAGCAGAUCUUCAAUGCCAUGGAAAUAUGUACGCACUUAACGGGGAAAGUUCAAACGCUAACACACUCCAAUGCAUACAAUCAGGCUCGCAGUUAUAUGGAUCUCAAGGAGUUGUACAUACAUUUGUCCUAUCUAAUGACCUAUGCAAUUGGACGGUUCAAGCAGCUGCAGGAAAAAUGCUUGGUUGAUAUGCGAGAAAUGGGCUUUAAGAACGAUGCCAACAGCUUGGAGAACGGACAAUUAGCAGCAGCUGUGGAUUAUGUUUGCUAUGGACAGUUGGACGAUGUCGAUCUCUUUAAUACCGGCUGUAAUAGCUUUCAUAAUCAAGUCUACGAGUAUCGCAAGAGCUUACAUGCAAAUCUCAAGGAUGGAGACUCAACGGAACCACUGCCUCCAUUGUUGCCACUCGGCGUACGCGCGGAAGGUGAUCCGAAAGAUGAUGACGAUAAUCAAGACACUAAUCAGGAUGUGGACAAUGAGAAUGAAGGUCCAGAUGAUUACGAAGAUGAUCAGAACGAUGAUGUUGACGAUAUCGAUGAUGAUGAUGAUUUGGAUGAUGAAUACGAUGCCCUUGGCACCGAGGAAAGCAUGAAUCGUAACGAACAGGCGCAUGCCUACGAUCGAAAACUAACUCGCUUACUGCGUGAAUAUCCUUCAAUUUGGUGCACGCGUCAUCCUGACUAUGGCAAAAUGGAGGUCACACGCAAGCAGUGGCGCGUUAUUGCCAGCCACUUUCCACGCGGUGAUGACAUAAAGCUGCGCUGGAAGAACGUACGCAAGCGAUAUGUACGCAUUGAACGUUUGGUUAAGUUGGGGCGACGCUUCAAGGGUUACUUUGACAAGGCAACCAACUAUUUGGCCAAUAGAGAUUUGCCGCGCAGUGAUUGGCUGGCAGUGGAUUGUGGCGAAGAUGAUGGUGAUGGGUUCGAGCGCAAGCAAUUGGAUGCCAUCGAAAAUACCUUUCACAAAGACUCACAGAAUAUGGCUGGUGGUAAACGACUAACUACAAAACCAAUUAAUCGCUUGCCAGUACGACCUCUUGAUGUGCGUCCUAUUGAUCUGCGCAUCAUUAACUUUGCCAAGAGUCAUCCUGUGCUCUGGAGAAAGUCAGCGGAUCCUGAAUUUAACAGCAUUGACGAGCAGACUCGCAAGUCGCUGUGGCAAAACUUCUGGAAAUCUGCGCCCAACUAUCGCUACGAGUAUAUUGUGGAGCGUUGGCAACAAAUGUACGAGAUGUACAAAUCAUUCCGUCUAAAAACCAUCAAGGACAAACGCACAUUUGCCAAUCUUGAGCUAAAAUACUCCAAAUAUCUGGCCAGUUUAUAUUUUCUAUAUAAAAUUGAUGAACAAGAUUUACGUGAUGAAUUUGAGCCACUGCAGGAUUGUGGCCAGCAGGGAUCAGAGAAUAGCUCAUCUGGUGAAUCGGCUGGCAAGCUCAAAGAUAUGCCCGACGAUAAACACUUUGUACAACAACUUGUGCUAGCGAUGCGAGCUUAUCCCACGCUUUGGAAUCCGCGACAUGUCGAUUACAAUGAUGUUGGUGCCCGGGAAAGACUCUGGGCAGAAGUAGCCAGACGUCUGCCACGAUUCCGACGUGAAGCGAGUGCCUGUAAGCUUCGCUGGCAAAUGGCAAAGUUUGCCUAUGAGUGCUACUGUCGAGAACUGGAACGACAGCCAAGACCAAAUGAAAAGACGCUGCAAAAGUUACGCACCAAUUUUCCGCUGGAGGAAAUGCGGUUUCUCAAUAUUUAAGCUUCGAAUAUUACUGACUAGACUAAGUUAAAUUUAUGCCAUACUUCAAUACAUUCUUCAAUAAACCACCUUAAGAUUCUCA
Molecule: messenger RNA, 3906 nt
Organism: Drosophila nasuta
Lineage: Eukaryota; Metazoa; Arthropoda; Insecta; Diptera; Drosophilidae
Gene: ADD1
Product: ADD domain-containing protein 1
Biological process (GO): chromatin remodeling; replication fork processing
Cellular component (GO): pericentric heterochromatin; nucleus
Molecular function (GO): chromatin DNA binding
Source: RefSeq, a predicted model, not a curated record